Messenger RNA from Elephantulus edwardii (Cape elephant shrew), 2798 nucleotides. It is a transcript of the gene ECT2, whose product is annotated as epithelial cell transforming sequence 2 oncogene. Gene Ontology annotation, cellular component: nucleus; cell cortex. Bases 10 to 2706 code for a protein of 898 amino acids. Gene Ontology annotation, biological process: nervous system development; mitotic cytokinesis; intracellular signal transduction. NCBI's taxonomy places the organism in Eukaryota, Metazoa, Chordata, Mammalia, Macroscelidea, Macroscelididae. Gene Ontology annotation, molecular function: guanyl-nucleotide exchange factor activity; GTPase activator activity. The record is from RefSeq and is a predicted model, not a curated record. The transcript has 23 exons.
CCAGUGAUCAUGUUUGUUUUUAUUUCAGUUUCUUUCAGAUCAUUAAGAAGACAAACAAUGGCUGACAAUAGUUUAUUAACAGUUACUGAGAGGACUGGCUUGGCCGACUCUUCGAUUUUUGAUUCUAAAGUUACUGAAACAUCCAAAGAAAACUUAUCUGUUGAAUCUGCUACAUAUGUUGAAGAAGAAAUGCCUCAAAUUGAGACACGGGUGGUGUUGGUUCAAGAAGCAGGAAAACAAGAAGAACUUAAGAAGGCCAUUGAGGAAAUUAAAGUGCCCUUUGUAAAGAUGGAGUCAAUGGAAGAAUUUGAAAGUUUGGAUUCUCCAGAAUUUGAGAAUGUAUUCGUAGUCAUGGACUUUAAGGAUUCUGUGUUUAAUCACCUAUACAAGGCUGAUUGCAGAAUUAUUGGACCACCCGUUGUAUUAAACUGUGCACAAAAAGGAGAGCCUUUGACGUUUUCCUGCCGCCCUCUCUAUUGCACGAGUAUGGUGAAUCUGGUCCUGUGCUUCACAGGAUUCAGAAAGAAAGAAGAAUUAGUCAGAUUGGUGACGUUGGCCCAUCACAUGGGUGGUAUUAUUCGAAAAGACUUUAAUUCAAAAGUUACACAUUUGGUGGCAAAUUGUACACAAGGAGAAAAAUUUAGGAUUGCUGUGAGCCUGGGAACUCCAAUUGUGAAGCCAGAAUGGAUUUAUAAAGCUUGGGAAAAGAGAAAUGAACAGAAUUUUAAUGCAGCAGAUGAUAACUUUAAAAAUGAAUUUAAAGUUCCUCCAUUUCAAGAUUGUGUCUUAAGUUUUCUGGGAUUUUCCGAUGACGAAAAAACGAAUAUGGAAGAAAUGACAGUAAUGCAAGGAGGUAACUACCUACCAGUUGGAGAUGAAGGGUGCACUCACCUUAUAGUUGAAGAGAAUGUGGUCAAAGAACUUCCGUUUGAACCUUCAGAGAAACUGUAUGUUGUUAAACAAGAGUGGUUUUGGGGAAGCAUUCAGAUGGAUGCUCGAGCUGGAGAAACUAUGUACUUCUAUGAAAAGACUAGUACUCCUGAGCUCAAGAAAUCAGUGUCGCUGCUUUCUAUAAAUACCCCAAACAGCAAUCGCAAAAAACGGCGUUUAAAAGAGACACUUGCUCAGCUGUCAAGAGAGACAGAAAUGUCGCCCUUCCCACCCCAUAAGCGCCCAUCCGCUGAGCACUCCCUCUCCAUCGGGUCACUUCUAGAUACUUCCAACACACCAGACUCUAGCAUAAAUUAUGGAGAAACACCGAAAUCUGGUCCUAAGCCUUCUAAAAAUUCCACUCCAGUUGCUCCAAAGCAGACAGCCAGGUGGCAAGUUGCAAAAGAACUGUAUCAGACUGAAAGUAAUUAUGUAAAUAUACUAGCAACAAUUAUUCAGCUAUUUCAGAUUCCGUUAGAAGAAGAAGGACAGCGUGGUGGGCCUAUCCUUGCACCAGAAGAGAUCAAGACUAUUUUUGGUAGCAUCCCCGAUAUUUUUGAUGUGCAUAUAAAGAUAAAGGAUGACCUUGAAGACCUUAUUGUUAAUUGGAAUGAGAAUAAAAGUAUUGGUGAUGUCUUUCUUAAAUAUUCAAAGGAUUUGAUAAAAACCUAUCCUCCUUUUGUAAACUUCUUUGAAAUGAGCAAGGAAACAAUUAUUAAAUGUGAAAAACAGAAACCAAGAUUUCAUGCUUUUCUGAAGAUAAACCAAGCUAAGCCGGAAUGUGGACGGCAAAGCCUUGUUGAACUUCUCAUCCGACCAGUGCAGAGGCUGCCUAGUGUGGGUCUCCUUCUGAAUGAUCUUAAGAAGCACACUACUGAUGAAAAUCCUGACAAAAACAUUCUAGAAAAAGCUAUUGGAUCACUAAAAGAAGUAAUGACGCACAUUAAUGAAGAUAAGAGAAAAACAGACGCUCGGAAGCAAAUUUUUGAUGUAUUUUAUGAAGUAGAUGGCUGCCCAGCUAAUUUGUUAUCUUCUCACCGAAGCUUAGUCCAGCGAGUUGAAACAGUUUUUUUGGGCGAGUACCCUUGUGACAGAGGAGAGCAAGUGACUCUCUUUCUCUUCAAUGACUGUCUAGAGAUAGCAAGGAAACGACACAAGGUUAUUGGCACUUUUCGGAGUCCUCACGGCCAGAACCGUCCCCCAACUUCUCAUAAGCAUGUGCGUCUAAUGCCUCUUUCUCAAAUUAAGAAGGUCCUGGACCUGAGAGAGACAGAAGAUUGCCAUGAUGCUUUUGCCUUGCUGGUGAGACCCCCGACAGAGCAGGCAAAUGUCCUGCUGAGCUUCCAGAUGACCUCGGAGGAGCUUCCCAAGGAGAGCUGGCUCCGGACGUUGUGUCGACACAUAGCCAACACCAUUUGUCAAGCAGAUGCUGAGAGUCUUAUUUACACUGCUGACCCCGAAUCUGUUGAAGUAAAUACAAAAGAUAUGGACAGUACAUUGAGCAGAGCAUCAAGAGCAAUAAAAAAGACUUCAAAAAAGGUGACACGAGCGUUCUCUUUCUCCAAAACUCCAAAGAGAGCUCUUCGACGGGCUCUGCUGGCAGCGCAGAGUUCGGCCGAGGGAAGAAGCCCUUCCAGCAGUGACAAGCAUGUCAUGAGCCGGCUGUCCAGCACCUCAUCUUUGGCGGGUAUCUCUUCCCCAUCCCUUGUCAGCCUUCCAGCCUUCUUUGAAAGGAGAAGUCAUACUUUAAGUAGAUCUACAACUCAUUUAAUAUGAAACAUAAGAAUUUCAUUACAGAAACUUCAGAUGCCUCACACUCAAGCAAGAAACUGACGUAAAUGGUACUUGGCGUUAGCACUCGGUCGAAG